GUUUCAGUUAUUAUUCGUUAAGAGAGAGAGAGAGAGAGAGAGAGAGGUUGUCUUGUCACUAUCUUUUGCUAAAGAAACUUCCAAGAUUCACCAUGAAGACAAUUUCCGAGAGGGGUUUUCCACAAGAUGACUAUGACGACUUUGAUGAUACACCUGAAGAAAAUACUGAGAAGACUUGUCUACAUCCAUGUGUUUUUAGAGGAAAGUGUGUGAGCUGUGAGACGAUAGCAUUGAAGUACGUUCAUCAGGGUAUGUGGCUGUGGCUUAACAAAGAUGAAAUGGAUCGGAUUCGGAAGAUAGAGUCAGAGAAAUUGUUAGAAGAUAAGAAGAUGGUUUUGGUUCUUGAUCUAGAUCAAACUCUGAUUCAUUCAACAAGACAAGAAAAAUAUCUGAGAACCCCUCAAGAACUCUUGCAACAUGAGUUAAGGGAUAGCCUAUUCCGUCUGAAUCGACCUUGGGAAAAGAUGAUGCUCAAGUUGAGACCUUCCGUUCACACUUUUCUGAAAGAAGCAGGUACCAUGUUUGAGAUUUAUAUGUGCACAACAGGUACACGAAGUUAUGCGUUGAAAGCGACUGAGUUUCUUGACCCUGAGAAUGUUUACUUCAUUUCAUCAAGAAUCAUUGCACGUGAAGAUUUACUUGAAAUUAACGAAAAGAGUCUUGAUCUUGUGUUAAAGGAGGAACGCAUGGUUCUUAUUCUUGAUGAUACCGUGAGUGUGUGGAGUAACCAUGAAUCAAACUUGAUUCCUGUUAAGAAGUAUCGUUACUUUGAUUCAGAUCAUGAUUUGGGCGUUGUAUCUCUUUCUGCAUUGGGCACUGAUGAAGGCGAGACCACGGGUGCGCUCACCACCGUUCUUCAACAGCUUAAACUAAUACACAGACUGUUUUUCAACCCAAAAUUUGAAGGUGGUCUUCAGGAUAGAGAUGUUAGAGACAUACUUAAUCGCCUUAGGGUUCUCCAAGGGUGUACAUUAUCCUUCAAACAUAUUUUCCCUUCUGAUUUUAGGCCCGAAAAUUCGCGUCUCUGGCUGAUGGCAGAGGAGUUAGGGGCCAAAAUUUCUAUGGAUAAUUUGAUAAACCCCAUCACCCAUGUGGUCACUUGGUUUGCCACAGCGGAGGAGUUUGAGGAGGCAGAGAUGGAAGAAAUUAUUUUGGUCCAUCCAAAGUGGUUACGUGCAUGCUACAAAGCAUUAGAAAGGGUAUCUGAAAAAGAGUAUCUGAUUAAGCCGAAAGAUUAGAAGUUGGGAUGAUCUUUGUUCACUUCUAUUAACAGCACAGGUAUAAUUUCCAGGUUUUUUUUUUUUUUUAGUUAAAUGUUCUUUCCAGUUAGUGAGAGUUUUUUUUCCUAGACAAAGAAAUUCAGGGUUCUUUACUUUUAAUUGUUAGAGCUUGAUUUUAAGUAGUUAAUGCUACGUGAGGAAUUGAAUUCUUCCAUAAUUGUGAUGAGGAGACAUAGUUACAGUGGUUCAUCUCCUUAUUGAUUUCUACAAUUUCCUAUGUGAAUGUGACCUUGGAAAUUGAA
This is a messenger RNA of Quercus lobata, 1522 nucleotides long. Its product is annotated as RNA polymerase II C-terminal domain phosphatase-like 4. Gene Ontology annotation, cellular component: nucleus. The coding region runs from base 93 to 1238 and encodes 381 amino acids. The transcript has a single exon. The record is from RefSeq and is a predicted model, not a curated record. Gene Ontology annotation, molecular function: RNA polymerase II CTD heptapeptide repeat phosphatase activity. NCBI's taxonomy places the organism in Eukaryota, Viridiplantae, Streptophyta, Magnoliopsida, Fagales, Fagaceae.